Molecule: messenger RNA, 1467 nt
Organism: Trypanosoma brucei brucei TREU927
Lineage: Eukaryota; Euglenozoa; Kinetoplastea; Trypanosomatida; Trypanosomatidae
Product: variant surface glycoprotein (VSG, atypical), putative
Exons: 1
Coding region: 1-1467 (488 amino acids)
Source: RefSeq, a predicted model, not a curated record
AUGACGGCGGUGUUGUUAGCAAUGCAAACAGUUGUGUUGCUGCCGGCAAUGUUUGGGGGUGCAGCAGAGACAUCCAUAGAAGCAGUCACUUCCCCCUACCAUGAAGUAAUGUACCUUGAGAAACUCAUCUCUAACUUUAAAGGGAAACUGUCAACAGCACGAUCAAGGGCUACAGCGCUAAGCAACGACUAUUCCCUACUGACCCUCGCGGCAGUGUGUACAGAAGACACUCAGAAGGCAGCGGCGUACAUUGCACUUUCUGCCGAAACAAAAGAAGCCGAAUUGAAGCAAGAGGCAGCAAUAGCAGCCGGAGAAGCCCAAAUAACAGAGCUGGUGAAGACGCUGAAAGCAAGGGUGUCACAAACGAAAGCGCUAAUCCAUGCAGAACGCGACGCGGUGGAUACGCAGGUCGCAACACCAGCAACGACGACGCAGACGUUUUUGUCCGCCGGCACAGGCGAGCACUGCACUAUACCGACAUCCCGAGGGCCGUCAACGACCGACAGCUGCACCGAAGCAGCAGGCAGCGGCACACACAUAGACAAAGCGGUUGUAGAACUCCAAGAAAUUGAAAACAUCAAGCUACUCAAAGAUGAGCGCUUCUUAACUCCAGAGUACGAACUAAUUGUAGCAGCUCAAGGUAACGCAGGCACCGGCGGGCCGCACCGCUCGUACAAAAAAGGCGCCUGCGCAACCAGCGGCGACAGCGGCGCGAGCCUGAGGAGCCUAACAGUUGCACUCGGCGUUAAAUCAAUUACGAGGAAAAAGGGAGAGGACGAGGACCCAGCAAAGCAAUCACUAUUCAAAGGACAGGGAGCAGGAUCGGGGUGCGUAGACGCCGACACAGACAGCAAAUCUCACUUAACGACACAAAAGAAAGUCGCAAAUGCCAUCUGCAGGCACCGUGGCGCAGACAUCAAAUUAUACGAGCGGCCGUUGCUGAAAAGCAAGACGACACUAGCCAACGAAGGUAACCUGAGGGCACUCGCACAGCUUCUGGCAACAGGAAAAGUCAACACAAAAGAAGAAGCCACCAGCCAAACCGAAGCAGUUAAGGCUCUACUUCCGGCAGGAGAGUCAACUCUAACCGCAGACCUGGUAGAUCCCUUGGCAACUGAGGAAAUCACUUACGACAAUGAUAACAACCCUGUAAAAACAACGAUCAAAGACACAAACAAGCCUGGAAAAUUCGCUACCACACUCGCUUUUUCCUACAGCAGACGACAGCGGAAAAAAUCAGCGAUAACAGCCCAAAAGGAAGUUUCAGAUACUAAAAAAGAAAAAUGCAAGGAAGACACAGAAAAAAGCAAAUACAUUGCAGACACAGACUGCGAACACAAAGACGGAAAAUGCAAACUUAAAGAGGGGGUGAAUAUGGAAAAUGAUGGAAAAACUACAAAUACCACAGGAAACAAUUCUUUUGUCAUUAGCAAAGUCCCUACUUUCCUUGCAUUUUUGCUUCUAUAA